AAGAAAAAAAUCAAGAAAAAGUCUUUAAAAGUGGUUUCACAAUACAAUUUGUUAAUCAUGAGCCAUUGGCGAGAUAACGGACCUGGACCAAUCCCUAAACGAUGGCUUAACUGUCCAAUCCGAUCUGAAGAAUUCAUCGCAAAAAAAUUUGUUGCAUUCAAAACUCCUUUGAAUGAACAAUUUGAUUCACAAGUCGGAGAUCGAUUCUUCUAUCCAUAUAUGAUGUUUGAUUUAAUAAAAACAUAUUUUAAGGCUAAAAUUGGUCUCUGGAUCGACCUCACAAACACUUCAAGAUUUUAUGAUCGAGCAGAAGUCGAGAAGAAAAAUUGUCGCUACGUCAAACUUAGAUGUAAAGGCAUAGGCGAGACACCUUCUCCCGAGCAAACUAAAUCAUUCAUAGAAAUUGUUGACGAAUUUGUGGCUAAUAAUCCAUUAGAGAUUGUUGGAGUUCAUUGCACGCAUGGAUAUAACCGAACUGGGUUUCUAAUUGCUUCAUAUCUGGUUGAAAAACAUGAUAUAUCUGUUGGAGCGGCUAUUCAAAUGUUUGCUCAAGUAAGACCGCCAGGAAUUUACAAACAAGAAUACAUAACAGAACUUUACAAGCGAUAUGAUGACGAGGAUGAUGCAACACCAGCUCCACAACUUCCCGACUGGUGUUUCGAAGAAGAGGAAGAAGAUUUCGUUGAUCAUGGCAAUUCAUAUAGUGGCACAACAUCUUCAAAUUCAUUUUCACAAAGCGAAUCAAAAGGAAAUAGAAAACGAAAAGAUGAAGAACAAAAGAACAUUGGCGAGGAUGAUGUCAUUGAUCCAGAAGAUCUUGAGGAUGCUUCAAAUGGUGGUAGAGGUGGUCCUAGUAAAAAGAAACGAAGAACUGAACAUAUACGACUUGAUGCUAUGUUUAUGGAAGGUGUGAAAGGCGCGACUUUGAUGACUGAUAGAAAGAAAGUUAACACACUUCAACGAGUAAUUCAAGACAUGUGUGGGUGGGAGAAGCCGGGAUUCCCUGGUUCGCAGCCUGUUUCAAUGGAUCGUGAAAAUUUAAAACUUCUCCACACAAAACCGUAUAAAGUUUCAUGGAAAGCUGAUGGAACUCGCUACAUGAUGCUGAUUCAAGAUUACCAAGAAAUUUAUUUCUUUGAUCGUGACAAUUCUUGCUUUAAAAUUGAUGGACUUACAUUUCCCAACAGCAAAGAUCUCACGAAACAUGCCACAAAUACUCUGCUGGAUGGUGAGAUGGUGAUUGAUAAGGUUGAAGGCAAACGAGUGCCACGAUAUCUCGUUUAUGAUAUUGUGCGAUAUGAAGGUGAAGAUUGUGGAAAGAAAUCUUUUGAAAACCGAUUGAAAACGAUUAAAAAUCUCAUUAUUGGACCGCGACAUGAGGCAAUUGCACGUGGAAUUAUUAACAGAGAAUUGGAACCUUUUGGUAUAAGAAUGAAAGAUUUUUGGGAUGUCACAACAGCUGCUGCGCUUUUGGGCCCUAAAUUUGCUAAACAACUCUCACAUGAACCCGAUGGAUUAAUCUUCCAGCCAAAGCUAGAGCCAUAUGUCAGUGGACAGUGUGAUGAUGUGCUGAAAUGGAAGCCAGCAGAACAAAAUUCAGUUGACUUUCAACUGAAGAUAAUUGAAGAAUGUGGAGUUGGAAUCUUAGCAAAGAAACGUGCGUUGUUAUUUGUUGGAUCAUUAACAACACCAUUCGCUGAAAUGAAGUUUACGCGAGACAUUAAACAAUACGACAACAAAAUCAUUGAAUGUAAAUUCGAUAACAGCACAAAUCAAUGGAUGUUUAUGCGAGAAAGAACUGAUAAAUCUUAUCCGAAUGCUUAUAAAACUGCAGUAUGUAUGAUAAAGGCGCUUCAAAGAUCAAACCAAUUAUUCAAGAUGCCAAUAAAAAUGUUAAGUGCAAGUUAUUCAUCAACAAAUCCUCAAAAUCUUCCACGUCUGCCUGUUCCCAAGUUGGAAGAUACUUUGACGAGGUUUCUAGCAACUACUGAACCUCAUCUGACAGCAGAACGAUUUGAAAACACCAAGAAUGUCGUCAAAGAGUUUGGUCGAGUUGGAGGUGUCGGAGAAAAGCUUCAGAAGUUGUUGGAAAAACGAGCUGAGACUAAAGAAAACUGGCUGUCUGAUCCAACUUCCAACUGGUGGCUUAACUGCGCCUAUUUGCAAUACCGAGAUCCAGUCGUUGUCUGGAGUUCCCCUGGGCUUGUUUAUCCGCAAAGAAAAUUUGUAACUGUUGAUGACAAAAUCAAUUACGCUGCAAAAGUCAUUCAAUUUGCACUUCGUUACAAAAAUCUCAUUGACACAAAUCAAAUUCCUGUUGAGAAAAUGGGAAAAAAUGAGUUGGACAUGCAACAAUUUCAAAAAGUUUUCGGAACUUGUCGCAUUCCUGGUGUUGAAGCUGAUUCUGUUGAGUUUAAUCCAACUUCAAAACAUGUCGCUGUUAUUGUGAAUGAUGUUUUCUUCAAAGUUCCGGUGUAUGCUGAUGACGGAAGUAUUUUGGGUGAAAAUCAACUUCAAGAUCAACUCCGUGAAUGCAUCAAUGUUGGCAGCAAACAGAAGAAUGCAUUGAAAGUUGGCGUUUUGACAUCAGACAAUCGUGACAAUUGGGGAAAAGCUUAUCAAGAGUUGACAAAGAAUGUCAACAAUCGUCAGUCAGUCAGAGAAAUUCAACAAUCACUUUUCGUGUUGGCAAUCGAUCGUGAAAUGCCACAAAUUCAAGACGACACCGUCACUGCUGAACACACGUUAGUGACAGGGGCUGGUUCGAAAUACAAUUCAAGCAAUAGAUGGUACGACAAAACAGUUCAAUUCAUCAUUGGAAGCACGGGAAUCAAUGGAUUAACUUACGAACAUUCACCAGCUGAAGGUGGACCCAUUUCGAUUAUCGGCGAUUUUAUCAUUAAAAAUGUUUUAGAACAAGAAUCUGGAAAAUCUCAACCGAUGAACGCUUCUGGAAGUUAUCAAAAGCCAGCAUUACUUAACUUUGUAUCGUCUCCCCAAAUCGAAGAAGCAAUUCGUCUUUCGUCACACAACAUUGAUAAGCUUGCUGGUGAUAUCGACAUGGGUUACCUUCACUUCAACGAUUAUGGAAAGAAUUUCAUUAAAAGUCAAAAGUUUUCACCCGACUCUUAUAUUCAAAUGGCAAUUCAAUUUGCUUUUCAUCGAUUACAUCAUUUACCAGGUGCAACGUAUGAAAGUGCUGGUACAAGGUUGUAUGUUCAUGGUAGAACUGAAGUCAUUAGAAGUUGUUCAAACGAAUCUGUUGCUUUUGUCAAAGCGAUGAUGGAAUCGAAGAAUGAUCAAGAGAAAGUGGAAAAGUUGAGAAAAGCAAUUGAUUCUCAUAAAAAAUAUGUGAACCAAGCUGUGCAAGGUUUCGGUGUUGAUCGUCAUUUACUCGGACUUAAACUUAUCGCAAAGGAAAACGGAAUUCCUGUCCCUGAAAUUUACUCCGAUGAAGGAUACGUGAAGAGUUCAAAUUUUAGACUUAGUACAAGUCAAGUCGCUUCAAUUUACGAUGCAUUUAUGUGUUAUGGACCUUUGACUAAUGACGGUUAUGGAUGUUGCUAUAGCCCAAGAAAUAAUGAUAUUUGGUUUGGAUUAUCAAGCAUGAGAUCCAACAGUGAUACAAGCACUGAAACAUUUAAGAAGAGUCUUCAAGAAGCGCUUCAAUUGAUGUAUCAGUUGUUGAUGCAAGAAACUUUCAAAUAUUAUAAAAAUAAAACGAAACCACCUGAUUUAGAGACUGUCAUUGAUUGUAACGACGAAAAUAACAAAAAUAUCAUCAAAAUAAAUAUAAAUAAGAAGCAAAACUUAAAGAUUGGUCUUAUACCUGAAGAUCAAUGGAAAGUUUAUAAGUUCAAAGAGAAGCCGGGAUUGAUUUUAAUUAAAAAUCCUUUCACGCCAAUGGGCCAACGAUAUUGGAUCAGAAAACUUUUAAAAGAUUACACAAAGUUUCCGAAUCCAAAUAAUCUUCUACCUGCUCGUUUUAAUCAAAAUAUCAUUAAUGACUUUUGGAACUCUUUAAAUAAUGAAUCAGAUGAACAACAAAGGAAAUUGAUAAAGAAAUCAAUGCGAUGGACAACUCUUGGAUAUCAUUACGAUUGGACAAACAAAAUUUAUGAUGAAAAUUUAAAGAAUGAUUUUCCAUUGGAAUUAAAUCGAUUAAUUAAGGUUAUUGCUGAUACUUUAGGCUUUAAUCAUUACAAGUCGGAAGCUGCCAUAAUAAAUUUCUAUCCACUGGGAUCAACUUUAGCUGCUCACACAGAUCAUUCUGAAUUUUUCCUUGACUCGCCACUUUUCUCAGUUUCAUUUGGACAAACAGCCAUUUUCUUAAUUGGAGGAACUUCACGAGAAGAUGAAGCUCUUCCAAUCUUACUCGAAUCUGGUGACGUUCUUAUAAUGUCUGGAGAUAGUCGGCUUUGUUAUCACGCUGUGCCUCGUGUAUUUAAACAUAAUGACAAGUCACCAUGGGACGGUAGUCAAAAUUCAACAAAUUGUUCCGAUCUUAAUGGUGAUGAAGUGAAUCAAUGUUUGAAGAAAGAUGACUGGCAACUUUAUGAGAAUUACUUAACCGAUAGUCGCAUUAAUGUAAAUGUGCGUCAGGUUAACAAAUAAAUAUUUAUUUAAAACACACGUCAAUUGAUCUUUUUAAUUUGCAUAAUUCGUUAUACUUAAUACUUAAUAAGAUCGUUCAAAAUCGUUUAAAAUAAAGAUAGAAGCU
This is a messenger RNA of Clunio marinus, 4720 nucleotides long. The record is from the annotation of a GenBank genome assembly. NCBI's taxonomy places the organism in Eukaryota, Metazoa, Arthropoda, Insecta, Diptera, Chironomidae.